CUCUCUGUACCUGCCGGUGUGUUGAUGUAUGUUUAGCCUCUCUCUCCUGAGUCAGGCACUGAGGGCCGUUCAUCUGGGGAACAUGUUCAGCCUUAUCAAACUUCAGCGUGUCUUCACUGUGCACCAAGUGCCCAAAGCAUUUCACGAGGACAGUAUCAUCUCUGGAUAUCGACACCCUCGUAGUUCGGCCACAGACUGUGUGUUGAGUCUCUUUCAGCUCACCAAUGAGACCCUCAAUGUCUGGACUCACUUUCUACCAACCUGGUAUUUUCUCUGGAAGUUGAUGACGGUGUUGUUGAUGGAGGAUGCAUGGUGUGAUGCAAACACAUGGCCUCUGCUGGUCUUCUUGUUCUCCUGCUGUGUGUAUCCAUUGGCCUCCAGCUGCGCCCACACCUUCAGCACCAUGUCUACCCGCGCUCGCCAUAUCUGCUACUUCUUUGACUAUGGGGCACUCAGCCUGUACAGCCUCGGUUCAGCGAUCAGCUACUCUGCAUAUGUUUUUCCUGACGCAUGGCUGAACAGCACAUUUCAUGCAUACUACAUCCCUGCAGCUGUACUAAACACCAUCCUCUCAACCUGCAUGGCCUGCUACUCCAGGCUUGGCAUACCAUUCCUUCACUAUAACCAUGGCAUUGAUGAAAGAUUCUCGGAGAGACAGAGCCCACGGCUGAGUAAGGUGUUGCGAAUUCUUGCCUUUGCCUACCCUUACCUGUUUGACAACAUUCCUCUCUUCUACAGGGUGAGGGUUGCACUGAUAAUGAAGCAAACUCCAUUCAUGUUCAUCAUACAUUGCUUGCUUUUCUCAACUUGA
Molecule: messenger RNA, 811 nt
Organism: Sinocyclocheilus grahami
Lineage: Eukaryota; Metazoa; Chordata; Actinopteri; Cypriniformes; Cyprinidae
Product: membrane progestin receptor gamma-B-like
Exons: 7
Coding region: 29-811 (260 amino acids)
Cellular component (GO): membrane
Molecular function (GO): signaling receptor activity
Source: RefSeq, a predicted model, not a curated record